AAACAACUGUCAUUUACGUGGCCGGACAAAUGUUUUUGUAUUUAUAAUAAAAACUAUACUGUUAUUUGUGUUUUUGUAUUGAGUAAGUGUUAAAAAUGGGGCUUUGCAAGUGCCCGAAGCGCCGAGUAACAAAUCAGUUCUGUUUCGAACACAGAGUCUGUGUUUGCGAGAACUGCAUGGUAACCAACCAUCCCAUAUGCGUGGUGCAAUCGUAUUUACAAUGGUUACAAGACAGCGACUACAACUCAAUCUGUGAACUAUGCAGCAAAGAAUUAAAUGUUGAAGACAGUAUCAGGCUCACUUGCUACCAUGUAUUCCAUUGGUCCUGUUUGGAUCAUUUCUCGAGACAGUUACCUCCAACGACAGCCCCCAGAGGGUACACUUGUCCUUCCUGUAAAAGUCCCCUGUUCCCCCCUUCAAACCUAAUCAGCCCUGUUGCUGACGUUCUGAAGGAGAAACUCGCCGGCGUAAAUUGGGCUAGAGCGGGUUUAGGGCUCCCAUUGUUAUCUGAAGAUAGAGAGGUGAAGGCUGUGGUUAAUCACGUGACUACCUCAACCAUCUCAUCCUCGAGUAAGUCUCCAAACUCCACACAUUCCGUCGUGAAUGUGGAGGAUCAAGGUGCUUUCAGCCGGACUGGGGCUGACGGGUAUCAAGCUUCUUCUAACCGAAGGAUCUUCCAAGAUGUACGGGAAGUGAAACCAGUGGUUUUUGAUCAUGAUGAUGACAAAUAUAAGCGGAGGCCUGCGUCGGAACUUGUGAAAACGUGGUGGAGGAUAACUUUCGGGGGGCCCUCGAAAGUAAGAGGCGGUAGAUCAAUAUAUAAGAAGUAUUGUAUGUUGGGGAUAAUUUUAGUGUUGGGUGUUAUUGUUUUAAUGCUAAUUAUGUCAAGAUUAGGGAGAUAUACUACUGAGAAUGACCCUAAUUUCGAUAUAAGAAAUAAUCCUAAUAUUCAUGUGCAGCAUGUGCAAGCUCUUGAUUGAUGUGUGAAAUUGUAUAUUUUUUAUUUAAGUACUUUAUUAUGUCAAAGGUCGUCUUUAACUUCAAUUAUAUGAUGAUAUUGUACAUACUUAGAUUGAACGCUGAAUUAAAUAUUUCGGUUUACA
Messenger RNA from Zophobas morio, 1103 nucleotides. RefSeq names its product zinc finger protein-like 1. Gene Ontology annotation, cellular component: Golgi apparatus. Lineage: Eukaryota; Metazoa; Arthropoda; Insecta; Coleoptera; Tenebrionidae. Bases 96 to 980 code for a protein of 294 amino acids. The record is from RefSeq and is a predicted model, not a curated record. The transcript has 5 exons.